AUGGGAUUUGUUGGCUACACUGGGGCUGAUAAGAUGGCAGGUACCAAGAAGGAAGUGCCAACUCAGAUGAAACUGCGCUAUGCAAUCUCGCUGACCCGAGACUCCCAGGGCAUUUACAGUUUGGCCAUAUCUCCCGAUGGACAGGAGUUAAUUGUGGGAUUUGGAAAUGGAGCCAUUCAGGCUGUGAACCCUGUGAGUGGGACCCCUCUGCGGGACGUAUUCAGCGGAGGGGUCUCCCGCCAGGCCACCACCUGCCUGUGCUUCCACCCGAAGGACCCCACCCACCUGAUCUCGGUCGGAGCGGAAGGUAUCGUGGCAGUGUACGACACCAAGACGGGGAAGUGUAAGGCCACCGUGACAGAGGAAAACACCCACCUGUACACUGUGGACAUUUCAGCAGAUGGGGGCACGUAUGCCACAGCUGGCAGUAACAGAAGCAUCAAGAUAUACGACACCAGGACCAAUCAGGUGAUCAACGUCUUGGAGCCUGCAGACUUUGUGACGAGCGGGAAGGAGCUGAAACCGAUCGAUGGGCACACCCGGCGAAUCUUUGCAGUCCGGUUCCAUCCUGAGGAACGCCACAUUUUCGUAUCGGGGGGCUGGGAUGACUCCAUCAAGAUCUGGGACAAGCGGAUGUCCAACGAAGCUCGGAAAGUAAUCGCCGGCCCUCACAUCUGUGGCCCCGCGAUCGACAUCAAGAGCAGUAAAAUUCUGACUGGGUCGUGGGUGGCCAAGAACGCGCUGCAGAUCUGGGACUUUCGGAAAUCGACACCGGAAAAGAACAUUCCAUUCCGCCCGGAUAAGGAUCAUGGCGAGUUCAUCUACGCAGCUCGGUAUUGUAGCAGCGAUGUCAUUGUGGCUGGAGGUAGUGGCACCAACAGCGUACAAGCCAUCAACUUUAAAACCGAUACGAUGCUGGGGGAGAUUAAUCUGCCAAAACAUCCUGUUCAUGUCAUUACCACUAUUCACGAUGGCCAACAUAUUGCAUUCGGUGGUGGAGGAGGGAAUCUGCACAUUGCUUACCUCAAUUAG
Messenger RNA from Hemiscyllium ocellatum (epaulette shark), 1032 nucleotides. RefSeq lists its product as uncharacterized. Gene Ontology annotation, molecular function: protein binding. The record is from RefSeq and is a predicted model, not a curated record. Lineage: Eukaryota; Metazoa; Chordata; Chondrichthyes; Orectolobiformes; Hemiscylliidae. Bases 1 to 1032 code for a protein of 343 amino acids. The transcript is spliced from 8 exons.